CCAACUCCCAUUGUGCGGCACAAGCACGGUAGUGUUUGGAGCAAACAGCAAACAGACUCGUCUGGAAUUUUGGCAUAACCAUUCCUUAGUAUAGAUCAAUUAUUGUACCACUGGCGCUGGGCCAUGGCUUCUAAUCGAAAUACUCCGCUAAUCUGGGGAUCAUAUUCGCGGAGAGGAGCAGCAGUAGGACAAGACGACUUAAACUCUGCCCUAGGUGGGAUAUAUAGAGCAUUAUAAAGGACAGGACCUCCCAUCUCUCUAUCUAAGAUCGUUCGGCCUCUACAUCCGGCCAUAACACGUUUCUCCAAGUCACUCAUUCAUAAUGGCCAUAUACUGGCUCUUGUCACUCGUUUGCCUACUGACACCCCUCUCAUCCGCCGCACAGGGCUAUUCAGGCGGCGGCAUCGUAGACGAAACGGUCACCGAGAGUGUCACUGAGACUGUCACCAAGUUUCUAUCGCAAUGCGGUUCCUCACCAGCUCCGUCUCACACUCCAGAUAUAACAAUUUCUGGCACCACUACGCACACAAGCACGCUCAAAGCAACCAUUUCUCUCACAGUACUAGCCAGCGUGACCAACAUCUCAGGAGCUGCUCCGGUAGAUUUUAGUUUAUCCGUAUCGGAUAACCUGUUUCCCACCCUGAAUCUAAGUCACCCGCCUCUUACGACGGCAAGCAGCUAUUCGGGGCUCAACUACUCUGUAACUCAUGCAAACACUACGAAGAUACCCUGUUCGACUUCGACUGUCCUGGUUCCAGUCCCUCUAGAGUCGUCAUCUCAUUCUACGCCCUGUACAACCUCUUUCCACAGCAUGUCUUCUACGACAGCAACAACCACACCGCCAACCCAGAUACCUAUCAGUGAAUCAACUAGAUUUAGGAGCAGCAUAGUCACGUGGGAGUUCCUGGGGGCCCUCUCUGUAUUCUAUAUGGUGAUCACGGGCUUUCUAUGAAAGAAGCCCAGCCGUAAUAUGAGACGGACAGGACUGAUUUGCUCAAGACUUGAUGUUCCCAAAGCCUCUGGGCAUUGCCUAUUACGAAUCUCGUCUAUGCUCUUUAGGGCGAUGUCUAUGUAAUAUCUGACGCAAUGACGACAGGCCUGAUACUGGGCCCGUAAGCUAAUUAAACACUGGUUUCGUUAGUAAAUAUUUUUCUAGGAAUUAGUUCUGCUAAUAGAGAA
This is a messenger RNA of Daldinia caldariorum, 1179 nucleotides long. RefSeq lists its product as uncharacterized. The transcript is spliced from 2 exons. The coding region runs from base 323 to 952 and encodes 209 amino acids. The record is from RefSeq and is a predicted model, not a curated record. NCBI's taxonomy places the organism in Eukaryota, Fungi, Ascomycota, Sordariomycetes, Xylariales, Hypoxylaceae.